GAAUUGGCUGUUCGUAAAGGCCGCUCUGGAUGUGUGAAGCUCAUAGAUCCUGCAGCUGAUCAGCACAUAGGUGUCAGGGGGAGGCAGUUUUCUGGGAUUUACACAGCAAACAGAUUUGAUGAGUGCAAUGACAUUGGAUGUUUAGUUUUUAUUCAGUUGCCUAGCAACAGCAGCACAGACAGGACAAAGAGGAUUUUAGAAUGUUGGAAUGUGACAUCACAGAGGAUGUCAGAAGGUUUUUAAAUAGGGCACAACGGAAAGACAGAAAUCACUUGAGAGCAAGCAAAGAAACUCGCAUCGCCUGAUAGAGAUCAGCAGUCGACAAGCCACAAGCUACGAGCAAGAACCAUGUCAUACAGACACAACGCAAGCAGACACCAUGGAGGUUUCAAUAGCCCUCCUGGACGUGAGAAUAUACCUUCAGACCUCAGUGGGAUGCAGCAAUCCUUGGACGCCUCCAUCCGUCGCAUUAAAGAGCUGCUCGGUGAGAAGAGGCGCUUCAUUCAGCAAGCUGAGGCCGACAGCUACCGGAUCAGCCAACUAGAGGCCCUUCUGGAAAAGAGCCAGAAGAGAUGUAAAGAGCUGGAGAUGGAAAAAAUCCAGAACAACACCAACCAGCUGAAGGAGGACGAUUCUUCCAACAGCGAGUCCAUGUCAUGGGGAGACAUCAUGGACUUUAAAGAUGAGCUGAUGCAGAAAGACGAGGAGAUCCACAGACUGUCUGAACUGCUGAAAGACAAUGGAAAAGUCCAGACAGAAGAUGUUGCAGAAGAGACUGAAAGACUGAGAGAGCAGAAUAAAAAGCUUCAGGAGGAAAAUGAACUGCUGAAGAAAGAGAAGCUGGAUCUGGAGUUGAACCUGAGGAGCAUGCACACAAACAAGAUGCUCACAGAGACGAGACUCAGACAACAGAAGAAGAAACUGGAGGCGCAGAACAUGAAGCUUGAGACCAAAAAUAAAGAGCUGCUGGACACCAACAAAAAAUUGGCUCUGAGUGAAACUGUGGUAGAACACAGACUAACCAGGCUGAGAGAGGAGAAGCAGCUCCAAGACCAAAGUAAAGAAGAAGAAAUCCAGAGGCUGAACCACAUCAACAACUCUCUGUCUGUGACGGUCUCCACCAUCCAAGGUCAGAUGCUGGUUCAGGAGACCCAACACCAGCAGAGAGAGGAAGAGAGGAAGAAUCAGCUAAGUCAUCUGCAAAAGCUUCAAGAGGAGAUGGAACUGGAAAAACGAGACAUGGAGGAGACGAUUAAACAGUUUGUAGAGAAAGAGGAAGAAUACGUCAGAGAAGAAGAAAAAAAGAAGAAGAAAAAGAGUUUCUGGCGCAGUUUUUUCCCAAAGAAAAAACACGAGAUGAAGGUGAAGGAGGCUGCUGGAUGUUCAAUCUAAUUUCAUCUGCCUUCCCCUUCUCCUCACCCUUCUUCCUAUAUAUAUAUAUAUUUAUAUAUAUAUAAAAAUCUAAAAAAAAUAAAGAACAAAAAAAACAUACAAUUUCUGCAUGUGUAGAUGAGGCUACGUCCCUGAAGAAUGUUGCAUUUCAGGGUUUUCAGGUCUUGAAAAUUUCUCAAAAUGAGCUGAAGUGAAAUUAUUUUCAGGUGAUGCAGCUUGUAAAUGAUCAAAUAGUGGAGUUUUCAAAAGGUUUAAGUUGAAUUUUUCACAUUUUAUUCCUUUUAUGAAGCUUAACAGGUUGAAAUCUCAGACUUUUUUUUUUUACCACUUUUAAUAUUGUGUUUUGUGUGUAGCAGCUGUAUUUUAUGUUGUUGUUUCCUUCUAAAAGACGUUUUCUUGUAUUCAUAAAGCUUUCCAGUAACAUCUACACAGAGUACUUUGUGAAGUUCUACUGUUUUCAUGGUGUAGUUAAAUGAUGGAUUCUUCUAAAUAAAGGUGUCUUUACACUACAAUCACUGAGACACAUUCACUGAACUCAGGUGAUCUUAAUUUCACUAAAUGUGUGACUUUUAGCACAAACUGAGUUGAAUUUGUCACUUUAAAGGGUUGAAUACUUAUGGAAUCACUUAUUUUAUGUUUCUAAUGAAUUUACAUUAUUCUAUAGAAAUUCAUUUUCAUGUCAACAUGAAAGAGUCUUUUUUUUCUGUCAGUUCAUGUUAACGCUGUUGCCACAAUUUCAUGCCAUGUCAUAUGAUACAAAACAGCUGAAAAUCCACCAAAGUCUGUUGUUAUGUUG
Amphiprion ocellaris (clown anemonefish) is the source of this 2188-nucleotide messenger RNA. RefSeq names its product golgin subfamily A member 6-like protein 24. The transcript has a single exon. The record is from RefSeq and is a predicted model, not a curated record. Bases 349 to 1392 code for a protein of 347 amino acids. Lineage: Eukaryota; Metazoa; Chordata; Actinopteri; Pomacentridae.